GGGUAGAGUAAAAAAGACAAUUUCUGUUGUUUGGAGUGUUUGAAGGAUGGCUUCCCAGUUUCACCAGCUCCGGGUCUUGGUUUGGAAGAACUGGCUCGGUGUCAAAAGGCAGCCGCUGUGGACACUUGUCUUGAUUUUAUGGCCAGUCAUUAUUUUCAUAAUUUUGGCUAUUACCCGGACCAAAUUUCCUCCAAAAGCAAAACCAACUUGCUACCUUGCUCCUCGAAACCUCCCUAGCACCGGCUUCUUCCCAUUCCUGCAAACCCUCCUCUGCGACACAGACUCUAAGUGCAAAGACACGCCGUACGGCCCACAGGAUCUGCUCCGCAGGAAAGGCAUUGACGAUGCACUAUUUAAAGACAGUGCAAUUCUGAGGAAGUCAUCCAACCUGCAGAAGGACGGCAAUUUAUCACUCCAGAGCACCAAAGCUCCAGAAAGAAGACAUGCAUCACCAGCCACAGUAUUUCCCAGUUCAAGUUCUGAUUUGGAAAGUACUGGAACAGGUACUUUUAAUGGUAGUGAAGUCCUUGCCAGGAUCCUUGAUUUGGAAAAGCUAUUGAAGCAAAAUUCAACUUCAGAAGAUAUACGAAAAGAACUCUGUGAAACCUACCCAGGAUAUAUUGCUGAUAACACCUUCUCUUGGACCACUUUAGGGAAAAAUGUUUUAAACAUAUUUUGCAUGUCCAACAUGACUGUUUUGGAGUCGUCUCUCCAAGAACUAACAAAUGAAUUCUCUCAGAUUUCAAGGGACCCCAACAACCAGAAGGCAGUAUUUCAGGAUAUAGUCAAGGCGCUGUCCUUCUUCUCCAAAGUGCAAGAGCAGACAGCUAUAUGGCAGCUUCUCUCUAGUUUUCCAAAUGCAUUUCAGAAUGACACGACGCUAACCCAUGUAUUUGAUGUUCUUCGACAUGCAAACAGUGCGCUGCUGGCCGUGCAGAAGCUGUAUCCACGUGUCACCACAAACGAAGGUUUCAGAACUCUCCAUAAAUCCGUUAAACAUCUGCUGUACACCCUGAACUCCCCAGCUCAAGGCGGCUCCGAUAAUACAACAUACUCGUGGAGCGAAGAAGAUGGACAGUCACUUUCUCCAAGCAGCCUGGCAGCACAGCUCCUAAUACUGGAAAAUUUCGAAGAUGCCCUCUUAAAUAUAUCAGCCGAUAGUCCUUACAUUCCUUAUUUGGCAUGUGUGAGAAAUGUCACUGACCACUUGGCCAGGGGGUCACAAGAAAAUUUAAGACUCUUGCAGUCUACAAUUCAAUUUAAAAAAUAUAUUCUUCAAAAUGGUUCCUAUGAGGAUUACUUUCCUUCACUUCCUGAAGUCCUGAAAUCAAAAGUGUCUCAACUUCGGCACUUGACAGAACUCCUUUGUGAACCCGAAACUUUCAGUUCGGUAGAGAAGCUGUGCCCGCUCUCUGAUAUGAACUUCAGAAACUUGUGUGAAGAGAGUGCGCUUCAUGUGCAACUUCUGGAGGCAGCAGAGCUCAGCACCGAAAUAGCAACCAGCUUACUGUACAACAACAUCAUCUCCAAAAAACUGAAAGAUCUGCUGACUGGGGAUCCGAUCAAAAUUAAUUUAAAUAUGGAUCGGUUUCUAGAACAGGCAUUGCAAAUGAAUUACUUGGAAAAUAUUACACGAUUAAUACCAGCCAUAGAAGCCACACUGCAUGUCAAUCACAGUGCAGACACUUCUGAAAAACCAGAACAGUUAAUCGAAAUGUUUAAAAAUGUGGAAACACUGAAGGAAGAGAUGCAGAGACUGACAGGACUGUCCAACAGGAGUAUCGACAAUAUGCUGGCGAUUCCUAUCCCUGACAACAGAGCUGAGAUUAUUUCUCGUGUGUUCUGGCUGCAUUCGUGUGAUGCUAAUAUGACCGAUCCCAAGCUGGAAAGGGCGAUGGAGGAAUUCUGCAGCCUGCCUCUUCCAGAGCGGUCCCGGCAGUCUUACCUCAUUGGACUCACUCUUCUGCACUACUUAGACAUCUACAACUUCACGUACAAGGUGUUUUUUCCCAGGGAAGAUCAAAAGCCAGUAGAAAAGAUGAUAGAACUCUUCAUGAAGCUCAAAGGCAUCCUCAACCAGCUGGCUUCCGGCGCACACCCGCUGCUCAGCAAAAUGAGGUCCCUGAGACAAAUGCACCUGCCCAGAAGCGUUCCCCUAACGCAGGCAAUGUACAGGAGCAAUCGGAUGAGCACAACCCCGGGAUCAUUCAGCACCAUCUCCCAAGCCUUGUGUUCCCAAGGAAUCACCACCGAAUACUUGACCGCCUUGCUGCCCUCUUCCCAGAGGCAAAGGGGCAACCGCACCGAAGAUUUGUUGACUUACAAAUUAAGUAAAGAGCAAAUUGCUGCAAAAUAUGGAGUUCCCACAAAUGCCACACCAUUUUGCUUCUCCCUUUACAAAGACAUCAUUAACAUGCCUGCUGGACCUGUGAUUUGGGCUUUCUUGAAACCUAUGUUGUUGGGAAAGAUUUUGUAUGCGCCAUAUACUCCAGUCACUAAGGCAAUCAUGGAAAAGUCUAAUGUAACUCUGAGGCAGCUGGCAGAAUUAAGAGAAAAAUCUCAAGAGUGGAUGAAUCAGUCACCACUUUUCAUGAAUUCUUUCCACCUGUUAAACCAGACGAUUCCGAUGCUCCAGAAUACAUUAAGGAAUCCCUUUGUGCAAGUUUUUAUCAAGUUCUCCGUGGGACUUGAUGCUGUUGAACUAUUGAAACAGAUGGAUGAACUCGAUAUCCUGAGGCUGAAACUGGAGAACAGCAUUGACCUCGUUGAUCAUCUGAACACACUAUCUUCCCUGACAGUAAAUAUUUCCUCCUGUGUACUAUAUGACCGUAUUCAGGCAGCAAACAGUGUGGAUGAAAUGGAGAGAGAAGCUGACAGACUCUCCAAAAGCAAUGAACUCUUUGGAAGUGUUAUUUUUAAGCUUCCUUCUAACAGAAGCCAACACAGAGGCUAUGACUCUGAAGAUGUCUCUCUUCCUCCUGUCGUAAAAUACACCAUCCGCAUGAGUCUCAAGACCUCACAGACUACAAGAAACAUAAGGACUAAGAUUUGGGCCCCAGGGCCGCACAAUUCUCCAUCACACAACCAGAUCUACGGCAGGGCUUUUGUUUACUUACAGGAUAAUAUUGAAAGAGCAAUUAUUGAAUUGCAGACUGGAAGGAACUCCCAGGAAAUAGCAGUCCAGGUCCAAGCAAUUCCUUAUCCCUGCUACAUGAAAGACAACUUCCUAACCAGUGUCUCUUAUUCUCUUCCAAUCGUGCUCAUGGUGGCCUGGGUUGUAUUUAUAGCUGCCUUUGUAAAAAAGCUUGUUUACGAGAAAGACCUCCGGCUUCAUGAGUACAUGAAGAUGAUGGGUGUGAACUCCUGCAGUCACUUUUUUGCCUGGCUGAUAGAGAGUAUUGGAUUUCUACUGGUGACCAUCGUCAUCCUCAUCAUUAUACUCAAGUUUGGCAAUAUUCUUCCUAAAACAAAUGGGGUCAUUUUGUUCCUGUAUUUUUCGGACUACAGCUUCUCAGUUAUUGCCAUGAGCUACCUCAUCAGUGCCUUCUUUAACAACACCAACAUCGCAGCUCUGAUCGGAAGCCUCAUCUACAUCAUUGCCUUUUUCCCCUUCAUCGUGAUGGUUACAGUUGAUGAUGAGCUAAGCUACGUAGUAAAAGUGUUCAUGAGCCUCCUGUCGCCAACAGCAUUCAGCUACGCCAGUCAGUACAUCGCGCGAUAUGAAGAGCAGGGCAUUGGUCUUCAGUGGGACAAUAUGUACAGCUCCCCGGUUCAGGAUGACACCACCUCCUUUGGCUGGCUGUGCGGACUGAUUGUAGCUGACUCCUUCAUUUAUUUCCUCAUUGCUUGGUACGUCAGGAAUGUCUUCCCAGGUACAUAUGGCAUGGCAGCUCCAUGGUAUUUCCCAGUUCUUCCUUCCUACUGGAAGAAGCAAUUUGGAUAUGCAGAGGUAAAGCAUGAGAAGAGCAAUGGCCUGAUGUUUACUAAUAUCAUGAUGCAGAACACCAACCCCUCUGCCAGUCCUGAAUAUAUGUUUUCUUCCAAUAUUGAACCUGAACCUAAGGAUCUAACAGUCGGGGUGGCCCUGCAUGGAGUCACAAAGAUCUAUGGCUCAAAAAUCGCUGUUGAUAACCUCAAUUUGAACUUUUAUGAAGGGCAUAUUACUUCACUGCUGGGGCCCAAUGGAGCUGGGAAAACUACUACCAUCUCCAUGUUGACUGGACUGUUUGGGGCCUCAGCAGGUACCAUCUUUGUUUAUGGAAAAGAUAUCAAAACAGACCUGCACAGCGUACGCAAGAGCAUGGGAGUCUGCAUGCAGCACGACGUCUUGUUUAGUUACCUCACUACCAAAGAACACCUUCUCCUAUAUGGCUCCAUCAAAGUUCCCCACUGGACUAAAAAGCAGCUGCAUGAGGAAGUAAAGAGGACUUUAAAAGACACUGGACUAUAUAGCCAUCGUCAUAAGAGAGUUGGAACAUUGUCAGGAGGCAUGAAGAGGAAGUUAUCCAUAUCCAUAGCUCUCAUUGGUGGAUCAAGGGUGGUCAUUUUGGACGAACCAUCCACCGGAGUUGACCCAUGUUCUCGCCGAAGUAUAUGGGAUGUUAUAUCCAAGAACAAAACUGCCAGAACAAUCAUCCUCUCGACGCACCACUUGGACGAGGCCGAAGUGCUGAGUGACCGCAUCGCCUUCCUGGAGCAGGGGGGGCUGCGCUGCUGCGGGUCGCCCUUUUACCUCAAGGAAGCAUUUGGGGACGGCUACCACCUCACGCUCACCAAGAAAAAGAGUCCAAAUCUAAAUGCUAGUGCAGUGUGUGACACAACGGCUGUGACAGCGAUGAUCCAAUCACACCUCCCUGAAGCCUACUUGAAGGAGGACAUAGGGGGAGAGCUCGUUUAUGUGCUCCCUCCAUUCAGCACCAAAGUCUCGGGGGCCUACCUGUCACUCCUAAGGGCGCUGGACAACGGCAUGGGCGGCCUCAACAUCGGCUGCUACGGCAUUUCCGACACCACCGUGGAAGAGGUCUUCCUGAACUUGACUAAAGAGUCACAAAAAAGUAGGGAUAUGAGACUUGAGCACUUAACACAAAAGAAGAUUGGAAAUGCCAGCACCAGUGGCACCUCGACCCCGGAUGAUCUGUCCGUGAGCAGCAGCAACUUCACAGACAGAGAUGACAAAAUCCUGACGAGAGGAGAGAGGUUGGAUGGCUUUGGACUCUUACUGAAGAAGAUCAUGGCGAUACUCAUCAAGAGGUUCCACCACACCCGCAGGAACUGGAAAGGUUUCAUUGCUCAGGUUGUCCUCCCCAUUGUCUUUGUAACCACUGCCAUGGGCCUUGGAACACUGAGGAAUUCCAGCAACAGUUAUCCAGAGAUCCAGAUCUCCCCAUCUCUUUAUGGCACCUCUGAGCAGACUGCCUUCUAUGUGAAUUCUAACCCAAGCACAAAAGCCCUGGUCUCAGCAAUGUGGACCUUCCCUGGCAUCGACAAUACCUGUUUGAACAUCAGUGAUAUGAGUUGUUUAGAAAAAGACAGUCUGGGAGAAUGGAACACGAGUGGAGAACGUAUCACUAACUUCGGUGUUUGCUCCUGUUCAGAAAAUGUCCAGGAAUGUCCCAGGUUUAACUAUUCUCCACCUCACAGAAGAACUUAUUCUUCCCAAGUAAUUUAUGACCUCACUGGGCACCGCUUGGAAAAUUAUCUUAUAUCAACUGCUAAUGAGUUUACACAGAGAAGAUACGGAGGCUGGAGCUUUGGGCUGCCUUUGACUAACGACCUUCGUUUUGAUGUAACAGCAAUUCCUGACAAUAGAACACUUGCCAAGGUGUGGUAUGAUCCAGAAGGCUAUCACUCCCUUCCAGCUUACCUCAACAGCCUGAAUAAUUUCCUCCUGCGAGUUAACAUGUCAGAAUAUGAUGCUGCCCGACACGGUAUCAUCAUGUAUAGUCACCCUUACCCAGGAGUGCAAGACCAAGAACAAGCCACAAUGAGCAGCUUAAUCGAUAUUUUAGUGGCACUCUCCAUCCUGAUGGGCUACUCUGUCACCACGGCCAGCUUUGUCACCUAUGUUGUGAGGGAGCAUCAGACGAAGGCCAAGCAGCUGCAGCAUAUUUCAGGCAUCGGCGUGACAUGCUACUGGGUCACAAACUUCAUUUUUGACAUGGUCUUCUAUUUGGUGCCCGUGGCAUUUUCAAUCGGUGUCAUUGCCGUUUUCAAGUUACCUGCUUUCUACAGUGGAAACAACCUAGGCGCUGUAUCUCUCCUGCUCUUGCUGUUUGGGUAUGCCACAUUUUCUUGGAUGUACUUGCUGGCUGGGCUCUUCCGUGAGACAGGAAUGGCUUUCAUCACUUACGUCUGCAUCAACCUUUUCUUUGGCAUCAAUUCCAUUGUUUCCUUGUCAGUGGUGUACUUUCUGUCCAAGGAAAAGCUUAAUGAUCCGACUUUAGAACUUAUUUCGGAAACCCUCAAGCGGAUUUUCCUGAUUUUCCCGCAGUUCUGUUUUGGCUACGGAUUGAUUGAACUUUCUCAACAACAGUCAGUUCUCGACUUCUUAAAAGCAUACGGUGUGGAAUAUCCAAGUGAAACCUUUGAGAUGGAUAAACUAGGUGCAAUGUUUGUGGCUUUGGUUUCUCAGGGCACGAUGUUUUUUUUCUUACGACUUUUAAUCAAUGAAUGGCUAAUAAAGCAAUUCAGACUCUUCUUCCGAAAAUUCAGUUCUUCACCUGUGAUCGAGACAAUGGAUGAAGAUGAGGAUGUGCGGGCUGAGAGGUUAAGAGUCGAGAACGGUGCUGACGACUCAGACCUGGUCCAGCUCCACCGUCUCACGAAGACCUACCAACUCAUCCACAAGAAGAUCAUCGCUGUGAACAACAUCAGCAUUGGCAUCCCCGCUGGGGAGUGCUUCGGCCUUCUCGGGGUGAAUGGAGCAGGAAAGACCACAAUCUUCAAGAUGCUGACUGGAGACAUCAUUCCUUCAAGCGGAAACAUUCUGAUCAGAAAUAAGGCUGGAUCUCUGGCUCACGUGGACUCUCACAGCUCCCUCGUUGGCUACUGUCCUCAGGAAGAUGCCUUAGAUGACCUAUUAACUGUGGAAGAACAUUUGUAUUUUUAUGCCAGGGUACACGGAAUUCCAGAGAAAGAUAUUAAAGAGACGGUUCAUAAACUCCUGUGGAGACUUCACCUGAUGCCCUACAAGGACAGACCUACCUCCAUGUGCAGCUACGGCACGAAAAGAAAGCUGUCCACCGCGCUGGCCUUGAUAGGGAAGCCUUCCAUCCUGCUGCUGGAUGAGCCGAGUUCUGGGAUGGACCCUAAGUCGAAACGGCACCUCUGGAAGAUCAUUUCAGAAGAAGUGCAGAAUAAAUGUUCUGUCAUCCUCACAUCUCACAGCAUGGAAGAAUGCGAAGCUCUCUGCACCAGGCUGGCCAUUAUGGUGAACGGGAGGUUCCAGUGCAUUGGGUCUCUGCAGCACAUCAAGAGCAGGUUUGGGCGAGGAUUUACGGUCAAGGUUCAUGUGAAGAAUACCAGAGUUAGCAUGGAGGCUCUCACAAGGUUCAUGCAACUGCACUUUCCAAAAACAUACUUAAAAGAUCAGCACCUCAGCAUGCUCGAGUAUCAUGUGCCAGUCACAGCAGGAGGAGUAGCAAACAUUUUUGAUCUGCUGGAAACCAACAAGGCUGCUUUAAAUAUCACGAACUUCUUAGUGAGCCAGACUACUCUGGAAGAGGUUUUCAUCAACUUUGCCAAAGACCAGAAAUCCUAUGAAACUGCUGAUACCAGUAGCCAGGCUUCCACCAUAAGCAUUGACUCACAGGAUGACCGGUUGUAGUCUUGGCAUCUCCAGCAAGCUGGCCUCAGCAAAGCCAAUGGCUUCAUUUUGAGGAAGAACCGCAGAAGACAUCCCUUCCUUGAAGAUACUACUUCCCUAAAAUAUCUUAAUUUUGAAGUAUUGUACUGUAUAGAAACUUACAAUUGUGUAAGACUAACAAAUAACUUUAAGCAGAAAGUUUUCUUUCUAAGGUCACUGAAUGUUGUUGCUACUGAAAUGAACUCCUCUACACUCAACACUGUGAGCAUGCUAAUGUGUACGGUGGCAACUUUUAUGCCAAAAUGAACCACCUGCAGAUAAAUGUCUUAAUUUAUUACUUUCAAUAAAAAAGAGAGCUGAAAAAGCAUGGUUAUUAGUGGAUGAAAACUAAGAGUGGAAAAGAAAAGUAAGGUAGCUUGGAGUAGGUAGAAUUGGGAGAGCAAACAAAAUAUUUCCAGAAAAUAUCAGAAUGAACAUCCUCAUGAAUACAUGUAUCUACUGUGACGUGAAAAGUGCUAAGGGCCAGAUUAGCAUCGGCAGGAAGCAGUGGGCACAGUGUCCACAAAGAAUAUGUCACUUUCUGUACCUGUAAAUACUUGCAGACAUACUGAAUCAACGCCCCCAAAUGGCUUUCUACAAGAAUGCCGGAGGAGGGCAGUUUACCCUGGUGGUAAACAGGACUUAGAGGUGUUCCUGCCGUGCCUCGAUAAUAAGAAGGCAUCAGGCAGAGCAAGAAGCUGCUUGCUCUUCAGGGAAGAAUGGGUGUGUCAGCUGGGCAGAUACAAAUCCCGAAAACUGAUGUGGAAUCUAUGUGCUGCUGGCAGGCGAGGUCAUUU
Molecule: messenger RNA, 8640 nt
Organism: Phyllostomus hastatus (greater spear-nosed bat)
Lineage: Eukaryota; Metazoa; Chordata; Mammalia; Chiroptera; Phyllostomidae
Gene: ABCA12
Product: ATP binding cassette subfamily A member 12
Exons: 53
Coding region: 47-7825 (2592 amino acids)
Biological process (GO): lipid transport; transmembrane transport
Cellular component (GO): membrane; intracellular membrane-bounded organelle
Molecular function (GO): ABC-type transporter activity; ATP hydrolysis activity; lipid carrier activity
Source: RefSeq, a predicted model, not a curated record